AAUAAAAACAAAAAAAAAUAAUUCCUCUCCUCUUCUCAUCUCAUCUCCCUCUCCUCUCCUCUCGCCGUCGCCGUCGCCGUCGCCGCCGCUCGCCGCCGGCGGGGAUAGAGUUCGCCGGGAUCGCCUCGCCGGGAGAGUUCCCUCACCAUCCCGCACCUCCGCUCGCCUGGCCUCUUCCUCCCGGAAGUGUGGUGUGCUGCAAGCUCCUGUCUCUCCUACAAGGUUUCAAAACCAAAAUAUGCCUGAAGCACACGGAAAGCUGGGGUGAUUAACGUCUGUUUCUUUUGACUACAAUCAUCCUGAUUCUGCUUCUGUCUGCAAAAACAACCAAGCCAUGACGUCUGUAGUUCAUGAUGUUUCAGGCAACCAUGGAGCUGAUGAGCGGCAAAAACAGCAAAGGCAAGGUGAACCUGAGGACCAGCAAGAAGCCUCAGUUACUAGUACAGAUAGCCAUACAAUGGUAGCAACACCUUCAACAGAUUAUGCGACACCCUAUGCCCAUCACGAUAUGGCCCAUGCAAUGCAGGGCCAAAUUGCUUACGCAAAUAUUGAUCCAUAUUACGGAAGCCUUUAUGCAGCUUAUGGUGGACAGCCUAUGAUGCAUCCACCAUUGGUCGGGAUGCAUCCAGCUGGACUACCACUGCCUACCGAUGCAAUUGAAGAGCCUGUCUAUGUUAAUGCAAAACAGUACAAUGCCAUAUUAAGGCGUCGACAAUCUCGAGCCAAAGCUGAGUCUGAAAAGAAGCUUGUCAAGGGCCGUAAGUUCGAGUUGGUCAGAAGCACAAGUGAACAACAACUUGCUUCAAGUAGUCGACUAAAUUCUCCAAUCUACAUAUCCCACUUCCAUACUAAGAUCAAUCUGCUCUACUGUAAAUCUUAUGCCAUAUCUCCAUGAGUCACGGCAUCAACAUGCCCUGAAAAGGGCUAGGGGAGCUGGAGGCCGAUUUCUUAAUUCAAAAUCGGAUGACAAGGAAGAGCAUUCUGAUUCCAGUUCCAGAGAUAAACAGGAUGGAGUUGCACCCCGUGAUAGUGGCCAACCGUCUACCUCUCCGUCUUCAAAGGGUGCAUCAUCAGCUAAACAAAAUAAGAAGUCAAAAACCAGUAACUAAACGGGAUUUAAGCACCUGGUGUGAAACAUGGAAACAGUUUUGUACAGUACAUGCUAGUGAUCGACAAAGAAUGGUGUCAUUGGGUGUUGUAGGAUAAUGCUCCAUAGAGAAUAUAUAGACAGGGCAACAGAUUUUGCAGCCUUUGGUUCGGUCUGCUCAGUUUCUUUACCUUCUUGUACAAUGAGUAGUUUUCGUCAGUUGUGCUUUGUCAUGGGGAUAGCUGAAUUUCUUCAGGAAGUCUUGUAGUUUUAAAGAGUUCAUUAGCUUGCCAAUUGUUUGCUUUGGAUUGGAUUGGUCUCUUACUGCCUUUGCAUCAUCAUCUGCAGUGCACAGAAUAAAACAUUGGCUAUGUGUAUGUUCAUGACAAUAAACCUUAAAUGUAGGACAAGCAGUGACUUCAUCUGGAGCUUUAUCUCUUCUGCACACACUCCAGAUGCCAAAUGAUAUUCCCAUCUUUCUCUUGGAAUAUCAUGUAUUCAUGUGAUCUUAACAGCUGUUAUGGCAAUCCAUGAUCUUAGGUUA
Oryza sativa Japonica Group (Japanese rice) is the source of this 1631-nucleotide messenger RNA. Its product is annotated as nuclear transcription factor Y subunit A-7. Gene Ontology annotation, cellular component: CCAAT-binding factor complex. Gene Ontology annotation, biological process: regulation of transcription by RNA polymerase II. The record is from RefSeq and is a predicted model, not a curated record. Gene Ontology annotation, molecular function: DNA-binding transcription factor activity, RNA polymerase II-specific; DNA binding. Lineage: Eukaryota; Viridiplantae; Streptophyta; Magnoliopsida; Poales; Poaceae.